AUGGACGCGGCGGCGGGGACGGCGGCGGCGCUGCCGGAGGCGUGGUCGCAGGUGCGCGCGCCGGUGAUCGUGCCGCUGCUGCGGCUGGCGGUGGCCGUGUGCCUCACCAUGUCCGUGCUGCUCUUCCUGGAGCGGAUGUACAUGGCCGUCGUCAUCGCCGGGGUGCGCCUGCUGCGGCUCCGCCCCGAGCGCCGCUACCGCUGCGACCCCAUCCCCGAGGACGACCCGGAGCUCGGCUCCGAGGCGUUCCCCUCCGUGCUCGUCCAGAUCCCCAUGUUCAACGAGCGCGAGGUGUACCAGCUGUCAAUCGGCGCGGCGUGCGGGCUGUCGUGGCCGUCGGACCGGCUGGUGGUGCAGGUGCUCGACGACUCCACGGACGAAGUGAUUAAGGAAAUGGUGCGGCUGGAGUGCGAGCGGUGGGCGCGCAAGGGCAUCAACAUCACGUACCAGAUCCGGGACGACCGCAAGGGGUACAAGGCCGGGGCGCUCAAGGCCGGGAUGAAGCACGCGUACGUGCGCGCGUGCGAGUACGUGGCCAUCUUCGACGCCGACUUCCAGCCCGACCCGGACUUCCUCAAGCGCACCAUCCCCUACCUCGUCCACAACCCGGAGAUCGCCCUCGUCCAGGCGCGCUGGAGGUUCGUGAAUGCGGACGAGUGCCUGAUGACGAGGAUGCAGGAGAUGUCCCUGGACUACCACUUCACGGUGGAGCAGGAGGUGAGCUCCUCCGUCUGCGCUUUCUUCGGCUUCAACGGAACCGCUGGCGUGUGGCGCAUUUCCGCGGUUAAUGAGGCCGGAGGGUGGAAGGACAGGACCACGGUGGAGGACAUGGACCUUGCUAUUCGGGCGAGCCUCAAGGGCUGGAAGUUUGUCUACCUCGGUGAUGUUCAGGUGAAAAGUGAGCUGCCGAGCACCUUCAAGGCGUUCCGGUUCCAGCAGCACAGGUGGUCCUGCGGGCCCGCCAACCUGUUCAGGAAAAUGCUCAUGGAGAUUGUGACAAAUAAGAAAGUGACGAUCUGGAAGAAGAUCCAUGUCAUCUACAACUUUUUCUUGAUACGCAAGAUCGUGGCGCAUAUUAUAACCUUUUCAUUCUACUGCCUUGUCAUCCCAGCAACAAUCUUCGUCCCAGAGGUCCGCAUACCGAAGUGGGGCUGUGUAUACAUUCCCUGUGCCAUCACCCUUCUCAAUUCUGUUGGCACUCCCAGGUCUUUUCACUUGCUUUUCUUCUGGGUCGCCUUUGAGAACGUCAUGUCCCUGCACAGAACAAAAGCCACAUUGAUCGGCUUGUUAGAGGCUGGCAGGGCCAACGAAUGGGUCGUGACAGCAAAGCUCGGCAGCGCUAUGAAGAUGAAAUCAUCUAAUAAAGCAGGACUCAAGAAACAGUUCAUGAGGAUAUGGGAGAGGUUGCACAUUACGGAGCUCGGUGUGGGAACCUUCCUCUUCUCCUGCGGAUGGUAUGAUCUUGCGUAUGGGAGGGACCAUUUUUACAUAUACCUCUUCUUCCAGUCCAUAGCUUUCUUCAUUAUCGGUUUUGGCUACGUUGGCACAAUCGUCCCGCAGUCGUAACAGAAGUGUUCAGUUCAUCCGCCUUCGGCUUUCGCAUCGUCUUCAGCAAGUUUCGUAGUGGAUAACCAGUUUGAAGUAAAGAUCAUAAGGUCCUCUCUUCCAUCGUCUUUUUGGGGACCGGCCAUGUAGCCUUCCAUCGUAUGUGCUACUGUAAAAUAGGAAAUGCAGUGUUGCAAGACCACUGCAGGAAAAUUUAGAUAUUGGUGCCGUAUGGGCAGAAAAUGUUGUGGCGUUUUUGCUUAUAUAUUAUAGCAAGUAUGUACUGAGUUUUAGGGGGCGCAGGAUGGCUGCUUCCAAUGUACUAGUAACAUACAGAAAAAGAGGUUCAGACAUGUGUUGAGAAACAUCAAGUGUUCAUCCUUCUCUUGUACGACGCUACAUUUGACACGUGCUGAAUAUAGUCCCCUAUUGUAGUGUCUUCUCA
Panicum hallii is the source of this 1990-nucleotide messenger RNA. Its product is annotated as glucomannan 4-beta-mannosyltransferase 1. The record is from RefSeq and is a predicted model, not a curated record. Gene Ontology annotation, cellular component: Golgi apparatus. Gene Ontology annotation, molecular function: mannan synthase activity. The transcript has 9 exons. NCBI's taxonomy places the organism in Eukaryota, Viridiplantae, Streptophyta, Magnoliopsida, Poales, Poaceae. The coding region runs from base 1 to 1566 and encodes 521 amino acids.